Messenger RNA from Fragaria vesca subsp. vesca, 2540 nucleotides. RefSeq lists its product as uncharacterized. Gene Ontology annotation, cellular component: endosome; trans-Golgi network; Golgi apparatus. NCBI's taxonomy places the organism in Eukaryota, Viridiplantae, Streptophyta, Magnoliopsida, Rosales, Rosaceae. The record is from RefSeq and is a predicted model, not a curated record. The transcript is spliced from 10 exons. The coding region runs from base 208 to 2244 and encodes 678 amino acids.
UCCACCUCUGAGAGUGGGGCUUGUUGUGAUGGGGAUAGAUAAAACAGAAGACCUUGUCUUGUCGAUUCAACUCCAACACUCAAACGUCAGAGUCCUGAAUCUGUGUAUGAGAUUCUGAGACUCUUUCCUUGUAACUCAGAAGCCUCUUUUCACUUCUGCAAUCUGAAGAAGAAGUGGGAAUCUGGGUUGGGGUAGUGAGAAAUCAAGAUGAAAGGAGAGGGGAAGAUGGUGUUGAAGUCAAAGAUGAAAUGGGUUGGUCUUGUUGGUCUGGUUCUCUCUGCCAUUUCUCUGUUUGUUCAUUUUUUACUGGCGAGAUUUACUGAGGAGGGCUUUUCAGAGUUCCAUUCUUCCAUCACAAUCUUCCCAAGGCGAGCCAUUGGUGAAAGCUUGAAUUUUUCCAAGACUAGUGCGAUGUAUAGAAGGCUAUGGGGUCCGGUAAGGCCUCUCGAAUCAUUGCAUCCUGAUGCGAAUCCCAGAGGAUAUUAUUCCGAUCCCAAUUCAGAUACCAAUGGAUUUAUCUUUGUGAGAAUACAAGGGGGGUUCCAUGAGAUCAGGAAUUCGAUAUGUGAUGUAGUUGUGGUUUCUCGGUUUCUUAAUGCAACAUUAGUUAUUCCUGAGCUCCAAUCAACCACAAGCAGCAAGGGCAUCAGCUCUCAGUUUAAGAGUUUUGCCUAUCUCUACAAUGAGGACCAAUUCAUGGCAGCAUUAUCAAAAGAUAUCAAAGUUGUGAAAACCCUACCUAAAAAUCUCAAAGGGCAAAGGAAGAAAAAGAAUAUUCCCUCAUUUAAAGUGCCUUACUCUGCUUCACCAUACUACUAUAAGCACCGCGUUCUUCCAGUUUUGAAGAAGCAUUCAGUAGUUGAACUAGUCGUGUCUGACGGUGGAUGCUUGCAGGCCAUCCUGCCACCAGAUCUUGAAGAGUACCAGAGGCUGAGAUGUAGGGUUGCUUUUCAUGCACUUCAGUUCCGGCAGGAGGUCCAGGAACUUGCUAGCAAAAUUUUACACAGAUUACAGGCUCCUGGACAGCCAUUUGUAGCAUUUGACCCUGGAAUGACCAGAGAUGCUUUGGCACAUCAUGGUUGUGCUGAACUCUUCCAGGAUGUACAUACUGAACUCAUUCAGCACAAAAGACAGUGGAUGAUAAAACGUGGGAUUGUCAAGGGAAAUCUUUCGGUGAAUUCUGCAAAGCAACGACUCAAAGGUUCUUGCCCACUAAUGCCAGAAGAGAUUGGUAUUAUUCUUCGUGCAUAUGGAUACUUGUGGGACACAAUAAUAUAUGUAUCUGGGGGAGAAAUCUUUGGUGGCCAAAGGACAUUGAUCCCUCUUCGUGCAAUGUUUGAAAAUGUUGUUGAUAGGACCUCCCUCAGCAUUCUCUGGGAGCUCAGCAGGAUUUAUGGUCGUGAGGCUAACCUUUUCGAAAGUAAUCCCAGGAGUCCACCUACAGCUGAGGAAGAGAUGAAGGUUGAAGCAUGGAAAACUGCAGGGCCACGUCCUCGCCCACUUCCACCGCCUCCAGCCAGGCCUAAAUCAUAUAACAUUGAAGGUUGGUGGGGCUGGGUAGCUGAGAGUGAUAAUGAGCCUGAUAGUACAGUUAUGGAAUUGAGGACGAACGCUCAUAAACUACUGUGGGAAGCAAUUGAUUACGUGAUAUGCGUUGAAGCUGAUGUAUUUAUCCCUGGCUUUGAUCGUGAUGGUAAGGGACAUCCAAAUUUCGCAAGCUUAGUAAUGGGACAUAGACUCUAUCAAUCAGCUGCAUCAAAAACAUACAGGCCAGACAGAAAAGAAGUCGUCAGGCUCUUGGAAGAAAUCAGUGAUCACCUCUACCAUGCAAACCAUACUUGGCUGAUGUCUGUGCGCAAGCAUUUGAGAAAGAGAUUGGUUGAUGGGUUAUUAGAAGCAUCCACAAAAUCCAAAUCGAAGUCUUUUAUCUCUCAUCCUGUCCCUGAAUGUUCUUGCUUGAGGCGUGAUUAUGCUGGAAAAUCUAUCAAUGCUUCAACAUCAACUCCUUCCAGUCAAUCUCAAGUUAUUGCUGCUCUUGGAAUUGUGCACUUUUGCCCGGCUUGGAUGGAGAAUGAUCUGACAUUGCAGACAAAAGACAAGGAUAAUGAAGAAGCUUUAGACGAGGAUGACUCCACCUCGUCUGGAUUAUUUUUCCGGAAAAGUAAUGGAGAUCACGAAGAAUUAAGCACCAAAGAAGAAACUCAGUUGGAGGAUCAAGACGAGGUUGAGGGUGGAGAUAGGUAGUGAGCUAAUUAAGUCCCAGUAAUUCUGAACAUCCUCAACUGCACUUUUGUACAUAAAAGAUAGCCUUCAUAUGUCUGAUCCAGGCAUCCAGCAAGAUUCAAACUACUCUUCAGAUUCAGCAACUGUUCAAGAACACGAGUGACUACCCGCCAGUUUUGUUGCUCCAUUGAAGCACUUGCUCAGUGUCAUUAUAUAUUUAUAUAUUCCCAAUAUCCAAUUUUGAUAUUACCUAAUUUGUUCAUGAAUGUUUGCUUUAGCGGAUAUUUUCCUAGAGAAGUUUUCUGUUUCACUUCAAA